UCUCUCCCAGUCUCUCAGUUCCUCCAACGCGCAUUACCCCGUGACUCUCCCCCUCUUUUCACGCCUCCUCCUUACCUUGCCUUGUCGAUCCUUCUUUGACGGAGAGUGUGAGAGAGUCAGGCCAUCUCCCAUGGGCGCUUACUAACUCCCAGCAUCUCAUCACGAGUCACUGACCACCACCACCAACAACAAACCUUGCCCAGCUAGGUAGUCCAAGCAUACCUACCUACAGGUAUUACCUGUAGUGUAAACUCACUUGAGCGCGAGCCAAACAACCCAGCUGCCGCCUUCCGUUGGCUCACAGGGCCUCCCUUUCCGUCGUUGAACAGUGCCGCUGCGCGCCCUUUCCCUUUCAGGGGGGGCCCGCUGGAGGCCCUUCGGUUACCCUUCGGUUACCCUUCGAUAGCAGGUUGAGGCAGGCGAGGGGGAAGUGAAGUGAGAGAGAGUGUGUGUUUUCGAGAUCGAAUGGGACUUGGGCUUUGGGGGAUUAGCCGGACCUCGGUAGUAGCCGCCGUCAGACGGCUUGCUGGCUGGCAUGAUGGAGCGCCAAUCUUCUGAAUACAAGUUCGUCACCGUCGACGCCGGCGAGGAGGGAACCUUUCAGGCCGUCACCAAGUCCAUCCGGAGCCAUGCCAUCCGGACCGCCAUCCAACGGGGCGGCUCCCAGCUGGGGGCCUCGACGGCCCUCGUGUCUCAAGGGACCAUAAGGGGCAAGGCGCACUUGAAGGGCCGCUUCAGGCUGGGCGGCACAGCGCCCAAGACUAGAAAGGCCAAGAACCAGAGCCGCAAGAACACUGCCGACCCUCUGUCCCCGGAUAUCUACGAGUUGCUGUCAGAGACAUCUCCUCCGCCAUGGAUCCAACGGCUGGGCAGCGACGGUGCCGACCCCUUCAACACGUUGCCGAUACCCAGCAGUCCAUCGGUUGACGCCCUCGUCAAGUACUUCACCACCAGGUUCAAUCUCAACUCGACCACGACGGACACGCAGCGGCCAUGGUUCCCCUACGCCAUGCAGAGCGCUCUCAUCAUGCGCGCCACGCUCGCCCUUGCCGCCGAGUUCCUGACGGCGACGAUGCCGUCGCCCGACCCCGAGCUGCAGCGGGAAGGGUACCAGCAAAAGGGCGAGGCCAUGCGCAUCGUCCGAAGCCGCCUCGAGUCCCAAGAGUCGGCCCAGAAGGCGAGCGACGACCUGUCGGUGCUGGCCGGAGUGGCCAUGUUGGGGAGCGUUGAGGCUUUCCAGGGCCGCUUCUCGGCCGCCAACGUCCACCUGACCGGGCUCCACGCCAUGAUCACAGCCCGCGGCGGACCGGACACGAUCAGGCACGAUUACAUCCUCUGCCGUUCUAUCAACUGGAUCGACAUCCAAGUGGCCUCGGGCCUGGGCCGAGUACCCAAGUUCCCCAUGUUCCACACGCUCGACCAGGUGACGCUCCCACCGUCGGUCGUCAGCCGGGCGGCGUCGCCGCCGCUGCGCCACCUGGACCGGCUCGCGGGCCACAGCCCGGGCGAGAGCGUCGAGCCGCGGCGGAUCUUCACGGCGCUCCGGCAGGCCGUCUGCGCCGGGGCGGCGGGGGUGUCGGCGGACGACGUGCGGAUCGUCAUGAACACGGCGGACAGCACGAUGCUGCACUUCCUGUACGCGGAGCGGCGGACGGCGGCGUCGCCGGUGCAGAAGCGGUUCCUCGUGCUCGUGUCGGCGGCGCAGGUGUUCCUGUACGCGGCGCUGCGCGAGAUCCCGACGACGGGCCACAUGGUCCGGAUCCUCGUGGCGCGGAUGCGCGCGGCGCUCGACGACGCCGACGCCAUCGCCCUCAUCUGGGUCCCGCACGACGCCGCCCUGCUGUGGGUCCUGUUCGUCGGCGUCGUCGGGUCCGGCGCGGCAUCGCAGGACCGGGCCUGGUUCCUCGGGAGGCUGCACCGCGUGCUCGAGAGGGCGCGCGACGCGCUGCCGCCCGAGAGACGUAGGCGCGAGGACCUGCAGCAGCUGCUCGCGGGGUUCCUGUGGAGGGACAAGUAUUGCCUGCCGGUGCUGGACGAGAUCUGGGCCUCGUGGGAGCGCGGCGUCACGUAGGACUUUGAAAGACUUGACGGACUGACCGACCUGAUUGACCGAUUGACUGACUGAUAGCCCUUACUUGGCCUGGUUUGGUCUUUUGUCGUUUGCGUAGGUAGAUCGAAAUAUCAAAUACGGGAUUGGUUCAUCUCGGAUCCGGGGUUCCGGACCUAUCGCCCGGCCUCUCCGUUGCUGACACAUCC
Messenger RNA from Colletotrichum destructivum, 2256 nucleotides. RefSeq names its product Putative fungal transcription factor. NCBI's taxonomy places the organism in Eukaryota, Fungi, Ascomycota, Sordariomycetes, Glomerellales, Glomerellaceae. The coding region runs from base 536 to 2071 and encodes 511 amino acids. The record is from RefSeq and is a predicted model, not a curated record. The transcript is spliced from 5 exons.